AUGCACGCCGUCGCCCGCCAAAUCCGUCCGGCCCUCCUCUCAAAACGCGUACCGUUUGCUACGCGCUCGCUGCAGACGGCGGCGGACAGCACGCAGCUCCAUGACCCACUACCAGAGUCUCACAGCACGCCGUUCAAGGUCAAGCUCCAUGAAGACUCCUUCCGCGGCCAUAACUUGGACACGCCCGGGCUCGAGGUUGAGGUCACGAAGGAGAGCCUGAUCAAGAUGUACACGGAGAUGGCGACUAUGCGCAGGAUGGAACAGGCGGCCGACUCUCUUUACCGUGCGAAGCUUAUCCGUGGUUUCUGCCAUUUGGCAAUCGGCCAGGAAGCCGUUGCAACUGGUAUGGAGUCCGCAAUGACGAAGGAGGACUUGCUCAUCACCUCGUACCGUUGCCAUCCCUUCGCCGUUCUCCGCGGCGGCACGAUCAAGGGUGUCCUCGCUGAGCUGCUCGGUCGCAAGGACGGCAUGUCCAAGGGCAAGGGUGGCUCCAUGCACAUCUUCACCCCCCGCUUCUUCGGCGGCAACGGUAUCGUCGGUGCCCAGGUUCCGCUCGGCGCCGGUCUCGCCUUCGCGCUCAAGUACAACGAGAAGCCCGCAAUGGCCUUCACCCUCUACGGUGACGGUGCAUCAAACCAGGGCCAGGUCUUCGAGGCGUACAAUAUGGCCAAGCUCUGGAACUUGCCCUGUGUCUUCGUCUGCGAGAACAACAAGUACGGUAUGGGCACCAGCGCCGAGCGCUCGUCGAUGAACACCGAGUACUUCUCUCGCGGCGACAAGAUCCCUGGUCUUCAGGCCAACGGUAUGGACGUCCUUGCCGUCCGCCAGGCCGCCGCAUACGCACGCGACUGGUGCCUUGCUGGCAAGGGCCCGCUCCUGCUCGAGUACGUGACCUACCGCUACGGUGGGCACUCCAUGUCCGACCCCGGCACCACCUACCGUACCCGCGACGAGGUCCAGAAGAUGCGUUCGACGCAGGACCCCAUCCGCGGUCUCCAGCGCUACAUCGAGGAGUGGGGCGUCGCGACCGAGGACGAGCUCAAGCAGAUCGACAAGGACGCCAAGGCGACCGUCGAGCAGGCUGUUGAGGAGGCGAAGGCCUCGCCUGAGCCUACCAUCGAGGAGGCUUGGACCGACAUCUACUACGCUGGCACUGAGCCUCCGGCGAUGCGCGGUCGUGAGCGCGAGGAGGUCUGGCGCUACUAG
Molecule: messenger RNA, 1206 nt
Organism: Peniophora sp. CBMAI 1063
Lineage: Eukaryota; Fungi; Basidiomycota; Agaricomycetes; Russulales; Peniophoraceae
Source: the annotation of a GenBank genome assembly